This is a messenger RNA of Haemonchus placei, 612 nucleotides long. NCBI's taxonomy places the organism in Eukaryota, Metazoa, Nematoda, Chromadorea, Rhabditida, Trichostrongylidae. The record is from the annotation of a GenBank genome assembly.
AUGAUUCUCUAUCGAUUUUCUAUACUGUGCCUGCUGCUCAGUUCGGUAGCGAUAGCCAAGCGAGGUGGCGGAUCGCACGGAAGAGGACGUUCACGGGCACGAUCCUCCUCUACAUCGCGAUUCACGCGGAAAUUUGCUAAGACUGGUUCAAUUGAGCGAACGUCAUUAUUUCGAUCGACCGUGUUUGGAGCUGCAGCUGGCUAUCUGACAUUCAGUGCUGGAAGGCAUAUCAUCAACGAUCCGUACCGGCCUAUAAUGUUCGGCUCUCGUUCGUACUACUGGAACGCCGAACUGCAAAAGCCAACAGAAGAGUUACCGGUGCAGUGCGUGAACAAAAUCGAUCCCCAGGAUCCACAAUUCGGUCGGGUCUACUUCUCAAAUGAUACACGUCCCACGGAAAUUGCCUAUGGUUGUGCAGAAGGCGAUUACUGCUGUGGAUACGAUUGUUGUCAAGAGGGAACGUUCUUCACCAGCUUAUUCCGUCUCCUGGUAUUCAUCUUGGUGUUGUCCGUGCUUGGAGUGAUUUGCAUUGAGGCUUUUCGAUGGAUACUGAACUGCAUAUACAUGUGUAAAUAUGGCCAUCCACGGGAUGUUGAACCGCUUAGUAUUUAA